AUGUCGCGAGUAAUCGACAAGCUGCCUGCGCCAGCGGAGAAGAAAAAGACCAAGGUCAUAAUCGCCAGCUGUAGCCGAACUGGGACGCUUGGCCUCUACUUCGCAAUGAAGAUACUCGGCUACAAGCCCUACCACAUGUACGAAGUGGUACAUGGGCAGGGCAAACAACACAUGGUAGCCGUCCGAGAGGCCGUAGCCGCGCAGCAUAAUCGGCUGUCGGGAAUCAAACGGUUUGACAAGGCUGAUAUGGACAAGUUGACUGCCGAAUAUGAUUGCCUUGUUGAGAUCCCGAGUUGGUUAGGCCCAGCCCUCCUCGACGAGUACGCACAGGAUCCCGAGGUCAAGUUCAUCCUGACGGAGCGGGACCCCGAUAGGUGGGCCAAGUCGAUCAACGGCACGGCGGGCUUUGUCGUCCAGGCGGCGGCUUCGUUUCCAUUGAACGUUCUCAAGCAUUUCGACGAGGAAUUAGGCAUCUUUCUGGCUCUCAACGUGACCGUGUACGCCGCCAUGGCUGACGGCACAAAGCCGGGCCAGCCGGGUAAUGAGGCUGCUCUCAGGAGGAACUAUAUUGAGUACAUCAAGGCCGUCAAAAAUACGGUUCCUAAAGAGCGUCUCCUGGUCGUCAAGCUAGAAGAUGGGCUGGGAUGGGAGCAGAUUUGCCCGUUCCUGGGAGUGUCCAUUCCAGACGAGGAAUAUCCGCUGCGCAACGACGUCGGUAAUUUCCAGGCCAUGGCGGGGGCCUACUUUAAGGAGAGAACCAGAGCCGCUAUGCUCCGGUUGGGGGCGCUACUUGUGCCUGCGUUGGGUGUGUCUGGUUACCUUGGAUGGAAAUAUUUUGUCAAAUAG
Aspergillus pseudoviridinutans is the source of this 846-nucleotide messenger RNA. RefSeq lists its product as uncharacterized. Bases 1 to 846 code for a protein of 281 amino acids. The record is from RefSeq and is a predicted model, not a curated record. NCBI's taxonomy places the organism in Eukaryota, Fungi, Ascomycota, Eurotiomycetes, Eurotiales, Aspergillaceae. The transcript is spliced from 4 exons.